GGCCGGCUGGAGCCGCAAAGCGCUCGUCCAUUUCCGCCGCGGAGCCCGGCAGCCCGAGAGCCCCAGCGGAGCGCCCCGGAGCAGCCAUGAGCCGCAGGGUGGUGCGCCAGAGUAAGUUCCGGCACGUCUUCGGGCAGCCGGUGAAGGCCGACCAGAUGUACGAGGACAUCCGGGUGUCCAAGGUGACCUGGGACAGCUCCUUCUGCGCUGUCAACCCCAAGUUCGUGGCCAUCAUUGUGGAGUCCGGCGGCGGAGGGGCCUUCAUGGUGCUACCCUUGGCCAAGACAGGGCGCGUGGAUAAGAACUAUCCCCUGGUGACUGGGCACACAGCGCCCGUGCUGGACAUUGACUGGUGCCCUCACAACGACAACGUCAUUGCCAGCGCCUCCGAGGACACCACGGUCAUGGUCUGGCAGAUCCCCGACUACGUGCCCAUGCGGAACAUCACAGAGCCCAUCGUCACCCUGGAGGGGCACUCCAAGAGAGUGGGCAUCAUCACGUGGCACCCCACGGCUCGCAACGUGCUGCUCAGCGCAGGCGGAGACAACCUGCUGAUCCUGUGGAACGUGGGCACGGGCGAGAUGCUGCUGACCCUGGGCGACAUGCACAGCGACCUCAUCUACAACGUGUGCUGGAACCGCACCGGCAGCCUGCUCGUCACCACCUGCAAGGACAAGCACGUGCGCGUCAUCGACCCCCGCAAGCAGCAGGUGGUGGCGGAGAGGUUUGCCCCCCACGAAGGAAUGAGGCCCAUGCGGGCCGUCUUCACACGGGAAGGACACAUCUUUACCACGGGCUUUACCCGCAUGAGCCAGCGGGAGCUGGGCUUGUGGGACCCGGAAAACUUUGAGGAGCCGAUCGCGCUGCAGGAGAUGGACACCAGCAACGGGGUGCUGCUCCCCUUCUACGACCCCGACUCCAGCAUCGUCUACCUGUGCGGCAAGGGCGACAGCAGCAUCCGCUACUUCGAGAUCACGGCUGAGGCUCCCUACGUGCACUACCUGAGCACGUACAGCAGCAAGGAGCCGCAGCGCGGCAUGGGCUUCAUGCCAAAGCGGGGCCUGGAUGUCAGCAAGUGCGAGAUCGCCAGGUUCUUCAAGCUGCAUGAGCGGAAGUGUGAGCCCAUCGUCAUGACUGUGCCGCGGAAGUCAGACCUGUUCCAGGACGACCUGUACCCCGACACACCCGGCCCCGAGCCGGCACUCGAGGCAGCCGAGUGGCUGGCGGGGAAGGACGCGGAGCCCAUCCUCGUCUCGCUGCGGGAUGGCUACGUGCCUCUCAAGAACCGUGAGCUCAAGGUUACCAGGAAGAACAUCCUGGACAACAAACCUCCCAUGGUGCCGCGCCGCAGCCACUCCACCUGCGAUGCCAAUUUCUCGCGGCCCAGCCUGGAGGAUCUGCUGGAGGAGAUCCGAUCCCUGCGACAGACUGUCCAAGCGCAGGAGAAGCGCAUCUCUGACCUGGAGAACAAACUCUGCAAAUUCACCAACGGCACAGCCUAGCGGCCCCCACAUCGCAGCCCCCAGCAGACCUAGCCUUAUUGACAGGACUAAAUCCAACCCCCAGGGGAGGAGCUGGGAGACGUGUUUUACCCUGGCCCCGGAGCUGCGGGCAGGCCCCCUGCGGGCAGGCCUCAGCCCCUGGUGCCAUGGGCAGUCUGCAAAGGAGCCCAGCUGGUGAUGGUGGAUUGCUCGGCUCUAGGGGUUGCUCCCUGGGGCCUCUGCCAGCGACAGAUGCUGACCCCCCUCUCCCUCCCUGGCUGUAACUGAUUCCGCUUCCCGCCCUGUGGCUGACGUGUGGGGAAGCCCUGUGGGGGGCAGAGGAGAGGGGGAGGUAUUUGUUUGGAAGGUCCCUGGCUGCCCACCCUGAGCUGCUGCUAUCUCUGCCCCCGUCCCCAGCCAGGUCCAGGUGCUGACAGCGGGUGGUUACGUGGCUCAGAGAGCCCAGCCUUCUGAGGCAACGUAUUUAUGGGCAAAUCCUCAUCCUUUGCACUGUGGGGGCUUGCUGGGCCCCCUGCCUGCUGCCUGGCCCUCCCCGGCCGGGUCCCCAUCCCCUCAGCCCCCUGCCCUGCCCGUUUCUGCCUGGCCCUCCUCCCCCAGGGCCUGGGCCCCUGACACUGAUUGGCCUGGGGAGCUGCUCCGUAGCCCAGAGGCCUGCUUGUGAUGAGCUCCCAUCUUCCCACUCGGCCCCAUUAGUGGGAAGGUUUCCAGCCAGCAGCCUCAGCCCACUGCCCGGGCAUGUGUGCAGUGGGGACUCGUGCCAGGCAAUGGACAUCGCAUGGGCCAGGAACCCAGGCUGGGCAAGGGCCCUGGCAGCCAGCCCCUCCCAGCGCACACUGCAUGGUUGGGUGCCAGGGCAAGGCUGGGCUCUUGGGAGGGCAUUGCUCAGGCCUGCUGUGUGGGGUGCAGCACACAGUGAGCUCAGGGACUCCCCUCAGCCAUGGAUGGGCAGGCAUUGAGCUGGGAGCCCUCAAAGCAGAAGGGGGCAGAAAGCCCCCCCAGCCCAGCCUGCCCCAUCCAUGCAGGGCACCCUGCCAGCCGUGUGUGUGGGUCAGCCCAGAUCCCCGCUGGUGAGGUGCCCCUAAGCAGCAGCCUGGCCCUGGGGACUCCGCUCUCCCUGCUGCCGGGCCAGGCCUGCUACAGAACCCAGAUUUUGGUGGUGCUGGGGGCUGCGUGUCGCCUGCAAGUUCUUGGUCCCCUGGUGUUGUACCUGUCCCUCAGCAAUAAACGCUGCAUUCU
Chelonoidis abingdonii (Abingdon island giant tortoise) is the source of this 2738-nucleotide messenger RNA. The record is from RefSeq and is a predicted model, not a curated record. Lineage: Eukaryota; Metazoa; Chordata; Testudines; Testudinidae.